AUGCUGUUACUUAAUAAUGGCUAUGCUAAAUUCAAUCAUGGAAUUAUCCUCCCUCAAACAUCUGAGUUCGAGUAUCUUGUUGACGAGAAUUAUUUCAAAUUUGGACUGAAAUUUUUGGCUGAUCUAGGUUAUGGUACUCAUUAUAGAACUACUAAUACAGAGGAAAAGAGAGAAAUUUAUGGUAUUCAUUUAUACUCAAUAGUUAGCUCUAGCAUUACUCUGGAUAUUGGAAGCUUCUAUUAGAUUGAAAUAGAAUUUAGGUUUGUUCCUUUGUACUGGGAGUUAUACAAUUAAUAGAUAAUGUGGUAUCGCCCUGAGGAUGAGAAUGGCUUUCAUUUCUUUGUGAGAGGAGAUAGAAAAGGUGAUUUUCUUAGAUUAGAAACUUACGUAAGAGAGAAUACAAAAACUAUUGAAGAAUCAGGAUAUAAAAUGAUAAUCGAUGGUAGCUAAAAUGGCUAUUAUCCAGAGCUUUCAGAUUUCAAUUAUGAUAAUGAUUUCAAAGUUGAGAUUAAAGAUUACUAUUGGUCUUAUAAUCUUGAAGAUGAAUUGAAUUUAGAUUUUGUGACUGAUAUUAUUACUGCUGAUUAUUAUUAUUGGUACUAAUUGUUUUGA
Stylonychia lemnae is the source of this 612-nucleotide messenger RNA. Lineage: Eukaryota; Ciliophora; Spirotrichea; Sporadotrichida; Oxytrichidae. The record is from the annotation of a GenBank genome assembly.